GAGGUUAGUCCUGUAACUUGUCAACAGCGGCUAUCUUUGUAAAGAGCCUCAAUAUUUUAGACCGUAAUUUUGGUGGCUGUUUGUUUUGUAGCAGCGGGGUUAACUGGACGUGUGACACCCUUACAAAAUGAUCUGUCCCACACCAGACCACCACGGAAAAUGGCGACUGUGAAAUAGAUGGAAGACGAAAGUAAGAAAAUAUUAAAUGCAGCGUUUAACUUCUCAUCUGCUUUCAUCCACACUGCUCGGAGGUCACUGCUAUGGAAAUGUCAUGUGUGACAGGUGUUGAUGAAGAUGAAAAAGAUGCUGAUUCAGAAGUCAGUACCCACUCACAGGUGCAGAGACAUGUAAUGGCACAAGACUCUGCCUCUUGCACCUCUUCCUUUGGCAAGUCCUCUUUAAAUCAAAGCAUUGUUCUCGAUGUCCUGUCAAGCACAGACAUCUUAUCUCCGGUUGGCUUGGAGAAUGGGCCCUCUCUGCAUCAGGCUACACAAGACCAUGAAUUCAGCAACAUCUCCUCUGAGAAAGAGGAGGAAAAGUCCAUUACCCCACUAAAGACUGUACAAGAAAUAGACAAUGCUGGAAUUUGGGGGUUUGAUAUAGAAUCGCCUGAGAACUCAUUGGAUAAUUUCAGUAGUGCCAAUGACCUCGACUGGGACCCUCACAAAGAGUUUAUGCGGUUUCUUUGGGAAAAUCAUGAUUCCCCCGGUGAAGAGCCUAAAGAGGAGGUCUCUACUGCCAGCCUCCAAAGGAGAAGAAAGCGAAAAAUGGACAUGGUUGUUAUGGUGGACCCUUCGGAAGACCUGUACCCAAAUCCAAGUCCAAAGUCAUCUGACGACUCAUCUGAUGUUGAAGGCCAAGAGGACUCCUCUCCAAUAAAAGUCAGAAAUUCACACAAGCUUUCCACACCACAGCCGUCACCCACAGAAAACAAUUCUAAGUUUCCAAAUGGUUCUAUAAAUGCCAUGAAUGACAUUUUUUACAAGUCACCUAAAGGAAAUUCCCACAAGAAUAGUAUAAAUAACAAACUUUCAUCGGUGAAAGGAGGGCUUGCUGUAAAUUCUCAUUCAGAGAAGAGGUCAUUUCGUUACCCCUGCUCAAAAUGUAAGCUCACGUUCAAGAAAGAGCAUCGCUUGCUUUUUCAUAUGAAGUCUCAUGAGGACCCUCCUAGUUUUUCACCAAAGCCUUUUAUGUGCAGAGAAUGUGGCCAGUCUUUCAAAGAAAGCAGUGCACUAAUUGAUCACAUGUCCAUCCAUGAAAAGAAAAGAAUACGACUCAGAGAAGAAGUCAAAGAAGUUAAAGAUAGGAAGAAAGAAGAGAAAAACAAAAUGCUGUUCUGCCCUCAGUGCUCCUUUGGAACAAGCUCUCCCAACACUUUUGUUCAACAUGCAAAAACCCACGAAAAGGACAAAAGAAUAUUUAGUUGUGACAAAUGCAGCUUUAGGUCUCAGAGUGCUGGUGAUCUUAAAAAACAUGAUAUAUUGCAGCACACUGUUAUUACGGUUAAAAAGCAGAUCCAAAGUAAAGACUCUGAAAUAUUCCCCUGUGCCAUGUGUUCAUAUAAAGCUUUUGGUGAACAAGUUUUUCAGAAUCACCUAAUGCUGCGUCAUCAGAUGACUUUGAAUGAAUAUAUAGAGGUACAGCACAGUGAGAAAGAUGCACCACCAUCUAGGGAAUCGUCUCCCGUUGAGGACUCAGGGCUUACAUCUAAAAUAUCAAUACAAAAUCAAACCUCUUCUCAGAGAGAUUGUUUAGUAGAUGAGUCUGGGAGCCUGUCAGACUUGUUUGAAAAUAGCAAAGUUAAGAGAAGUCCCAAGUCUCAAGUAAAAGAAUCAAAACUUGACAAAUCCAUCAAUGUUCUUCUAUCUCGUCAAAGCAAUGGAAAGAAGACUGCUGAACAGAAGAAUGAAAGCAAUAACUGCAUCGCCCAGAACUCCAAAAACAGUUGUGAUGGCUCAACAGAAACGAUGUCAGUCAAAGUUGAAUAUUCAGAUGGGUCACUAAAUGGUCCUAAGUUAAACAUAGAUACGUCAUCAGUCAAAAAGUCACCAUCUAAAAGGAAAAUGUCUACCCCGUAUCGUAACACUUCGGAGCAAGACUCGUGCUUCGAUUUACCAAGAUCUUUACCAAGUCCCAAUACAUUAAAUCAAGAAGAUGCAGAAGAUUGUGAUGAAACAGAAAUGUUCCCUGGUAAUGAUUCAGAAUCCAGUAGCAACCAUUUUGACAGUGGCAUUAAAAAAGAAAGAAAACACAUAAUAUACACCUAUAGUAGAAGGAUGUCAAUGAGAGGUGCUUUACAGGCAUCUAAAAAACUGUUUGAGAAAAUAAAGACUGAAGAGCAAGAACUGAAUGACCCUGAAAUCAAAGAAGAAUCCAUAGAAACUGAAGUUUUUCAAGAAAACUUUGAGUCCCACCAGAUACCACUGGGGGAGUCUCCCACAAAUGAUUUGUUAGAGUUGGACACAGACGGAAAGAACUGUCCUUACUGUCCUGCCAUUUUUGAGUCUGGUGUUGGACUGUCCAACCAUGUGCGAGGACAUCUUCAUAGAGUUGGACUAAGCUACAAUGCACGCCAUGUUGUGCCUCCAGAGCAAGUGGCUUACCAGGAUAGACGGCCACGUAUUCGACGCAGGUUUUCAGCUAUUCGCCGAUUGAGAAAAGCACUACAGCUAGAGUCAGAUUCGGAGACUGUGACUGACCUCCACACUUGUCCGCUCUGUGGGGAUGCGUUCGAUAACAGGACGGGGCAGUCUAACCAUAUAAGAGGUCAUCUGAAAAAGCUUGGGAAAAAUUUUGCUUCAAAGAGCAAAUCCCCAAUCAUUUUACUGCAUGAGUUGAUGCGAGACAAAAAGGAAUUUCAACAAGCCCUUCAGAUUCUGGGAAGAAGACGAAACCAUUUUCAUUAUGGUGCUUCACCAAAGCUGCCCAUCACUAAUCGCUUCACCUCUUCUCAGACCAGAUUCCCCAAAAGUCAUUCCAUCCCAAGUGUUCUCACGGACACCAAACCACUGAUGCCCACAUUUACUUUAUCUGACAUUAAGUCUGAAAAUGGGCAGUUGGAGAAGAUGGGUGUUAAAAAUUCUCUCUCAGGCACAACUGCCUUAAUAGGGAUUCUGAAAAAAAGGAAGUGUCAAGAAGACGCCAGACUAAAAGGAUCAACUCCGAUCUCAAGAAAUGAGUCAACGGUUUCUUCAAAUAGUGAGCACAGUUCAGGAUCACUGCCAAACUCUCCAUCUGAAAAGGGUGAAUUCAACAGGAAGAUGUGCAUUCAUUGCAAUGCAACUUUCCACAGCGGAGUUGCCCUCUCCAAUCACCUCCGGGCAUAUGCAAAAAGAAAAAGGAUCGCCUUACAAGAGGGAACCACUGUUCAGUGCAGAGCAGUUAGGCAACGCUCCAGGUCGUGCUUAAAGAAGAAGACCCUGCCCUUACCCCAAUCUCCAGAGGAGAUGUAUAGGCUCACCUGCAGGUUCUGUGACCUCGUCUUCCAGGGCCCCCUGUCAGUCCAGGAGGAUUGGAUCAAACAUUUACAGAGACACAUUAUGAACACUGGUGUCCCUCACACUGGACUCGGCAUGCUAGAGGUCUCAUCGCUGCCUACAGCCCCCCCGAGCGUCAAGACUGAUCAAGACAGCUGUUCAGCAGCCCCACACGUGGCCUCGUGAGGCCCGCUGGGACCGUUUUUAGACUUCACUAGCUUAUAUGUGUAUGUACAUUGGAUGUUUGAUCACUUGUUUUUGUUUUGAGGGAAAUACUGGCCAGGAGGACGGCUCAGCCCGGUUUUGGGCAUCGGGCGAAUUGGAACGUUCGGACAGUAAAAAAAUCCUCCUAAUUAGGAAACUGUUACCUUUCUGUUUCUACACGGUCCUUUCUGUGGAAUGAAAUUCCACAUCUUCUUGUUUUACGCAGUAGUGUCGAUCCCGUUUGUAAUGGAAACAACCUUUACCUCAGAUUUCAGCCUGUUUUAGUCCGCGUUGGGAAGCACCGCCCUCCUCUGAACCAAUUCUCACAUAGAUUACAGUUUUUAUUUCAGUCGCAGCAGCAGCAGCCUGUCCCGUCAGGCCGGAGUGACCAAACCCAGGACCUGGUGCACAAAAAACGUCUGCAACUUUUUAAUGCAUAGAAAAUGUUUUUAGCCUUUACGUAAUUGCAUCGUUUCUAAUAUGAAAUCUCCAGAUGGGUCAGGACGGUUUUAAAAAUGUUGAGUCUUACACACCCUGUGCUGAUCCUCCCCUUUAUGUCACCUAUAUUUAAUGUUUAAAUAUGCUGUUUUGAAUAAUUUAAUUUGAAAUGUGCUAUAUCACACAGAUCCGUGUAAAACAUUUGUGUUGUUCUGAAUAAAACCGAAGGAAGCUCGA
This is a messenger RNA of Nothobranchius furzeri (turquoise killifish), 4355 nucleotides long. It is a transcript of the gene znf644a, whose product is annotated as zinc finger protein 644a. Gene Ontology annotation, cellular component: nucleus. Gene Ontology annotation, biological process: regulation of transcription by RNA polymerase II. Gene Ontology annotation, molecular function: RNA polymerase II cis-regulatory region sequence-specific DNA binding; DNA-binding transcription factor activity, RNA polymerase II-specific. The record is from RefSeq and is a predicted model, not a curated record. Lineage: Eukaryota; Metazoa; Chordata; Actinopteri; Cyprinodontiformes; Nothobranchiidae.